This is a messenger RNA of Punica granatum (pomegranate), 1300 nucleotides long. The record is from RefSeq and is a predicted model, not a curated record. NCBI's taxonomy places the organism in Eukaryota, Viridiplantae, Streptophyta, Magnoliopsida, Myrtales, Lythraceae.
CGACUCGUCCGUUGUCAAUGUGCACUGCAGCUGUGUAUGUGCUCUUAUAAAUGCGAUGUGUCUCACAAUCUAGAAAUCCAACUAGAUAGGAUCCACCAAAACCAACCUUUUCCUCAAUUACAUCGAAAAGGAUAUAUCCUCUCAUCCUAACCAUUGCCACUCGGAAGAGUAUAAUUUUGCUAUAGAUCUGUGAGUUCGACGAUGGCGGCAUCUACAACAGAGUUUCGGAGACAUAAGGCGAAGGUGCUCCGCUCGGAGGAGGACUUGGCACUGGCACUAGCAAAAUAUGUCGCUGACCUUUCCGAUAAGUUCGUCAAAGAGAAAGGAGCCUUCACGGUUGUUCUAUCUGGUGGUUAUCUCAUCAACUCAAUCAGAAAACUAAUACAAGUGCCGUUCGUGAGCUUGGUGGACUGGUCAAAGUGGUAUGUCUUUUGGGUCGACGAAAGGGUUGUCCCAAAGUAUCACAAGGAAAGCAACUACAAACUUGCCUACGACGGUUUCCUCUCAAAGGUGCCAAUCCUUCCUAAAAAUGUGUAUGCCAUCAACGAUGCGCUGUCUGCCGAGGAAGCAGCCUACGACUACGAGACCCGUAUCAGGAGCUUGGCGAGGGCCAACAUUGUCGCUCUAUCAAAAUCCACCGGGUUCCCUAAGUUUGAUAUCAUGCUCCUAAGCAUGGGCCCUGAUGGGCGGGUCGCAUCCCUCUUCCCAGGCCACCCUUUGCUCCGCGAGAGCCAGAGAUGGGUCGCCUUCAUCAAGGACUCACCAAAGCUGCCUUCCCAGAGGAUCACCUUCACCUUCCCGGUGAUCAACUCGGCUGCCCACAUCGCCAUGGUGGUGGCCGGGCUUGGUGAAGUCAAUGCCGUGAAGACGAUCCUGGGUGGAAGUGGUCAUAACUCGGAGCUCUUGCCCGCUCAGAUAGUCUCUCCGGAGGAAGAGAUUACUUGGUUCUUGGAUAAAGAGGCGGCCUCGGGUUACUUGGGAUCAGACAAACCGAAGAAAGAACGUUGCCUUGCGAAAGUUGUAGGGUCUUGCCCUUGUACGGUGAUGUGAGAAUUUUAUGACUCUUAUCGCAUCCGAUACUCUGUAUAAAUUAUAUUGGAUUGUGUGAGGAUCCGUCCACAAAAUAUUCGAGCUCGUAUGGAUAAUUGGUAAAGGGAGGGAAUGAUUGAACCGAGACUAGUCUACAUUUUUUAGAAUUUAGCCCCUGCCUGUACAAUUUAACUAGUUGAAUUGCUUCAAUGUACAUGUACUUCGAUCUAGUCAUCAUGAUCUUUAUCAUUCACGUGUUUGGGCAUUGGUA